Messenger RNA from Malaclemys terrapin pileata, 862 nucleotides. RefSeq names its product immunoglobulin lambda-1 light chain-like. The record is from RefSeq and is a predicted model, not a curated record. Lineage: Eukaryota; Metazoa; Chordata; Testudines; Emydidae. Gene Ontology annotation, biological process: immune response; immunoglobulin production. The coding region runs from base 20 to 862 and encodes 280 amino acids. The transcript has 3 exons.
CUCGUCUGGAUUCCCCACCAUGGCCUGGGACCCUCUGCUCCUCACGCUGCUCACGUACUGCUCAGGGGUCAGUUCGCAGCCCGUGGUGACUCAGGAGCCCUCGAUGUCGGUGACCCCAGGAGGGGCUGUCACUCUGUCCUGCAGCCUGAGCUCUGGAGCCGUCACCACCAGCAACUAUCCAGCCUGGUUCCAGCAGAAACCAGGCUCUGCUCCUCGGCAGCUUAUAUACAACACCAAUAGCAGACCCUCCGGGAUCCCUGCCCGGUUCUCUGGGUCCAUAUCCGGUAACAACGCUGCCCUGACCAUCACCGGUGUCCAGGCAGAGGAUGAGGCUGACUAUUACUGUGCUGUGUGGCCUGGUAGUGUGAAUCACAGUGAUCCAGCCAGAUGGGGAACUGAGACAAAAACCUCCCCUGUCUUCAUCCCCUCCAGCCUGGGCUCUGCACUGGCUGCACAGUUUGCCUCCAGCGCCCAGCCUGUCCUGACUCAACCGCCCUCCAUGACCGCAUCUCCUGGACAGACAGUCAAAAUCUCCUGUUCCAUGAGCAGUGGGGUCACUGUGCAGAGCUAUCCCCAAAACUGGCUGCAACAGACGCCUGGCAGCCCUCUGCGAUACCUGCUCUAUUACUAUAGCAGCAUGAGCAGGGGCUCUGGAGUCCCCAACCGAUUCUCAGGGUCCAAGGAGAGCUCCAGCAACGUUUGGUAUUUGACCAUCACCAAUGUCCAGGCAGAGGACGAGGCUGAUUAUUACUGUGCUGUGUGGUAUAGCAGCGGGGGAGUGUCUCACAGUGAUACACCCACAUGGGGAAGUGAGACAGAAACAUCCCCUGAGCAAAUCGCAUCCUCUCUGGCCUGGGUCUGA